Molecule: messenger RNA, 1485 nt
Organism: Cajanus cajan (pigeon pea)
Lineage: Eukaryota; Viridiplantae; Streptophyta; Magnoliopsida; Fabales; Fabaceae
Source: RefSeq, a predicted model, not a curated record
AUGAAGUGGUUGAAUCUCUUACUCUUCGGCACUCGGAAUCCCCCCGAACAAGUAGUUCCCCCCAACAGAAGCCUCUCCAAUCGCUCCACUCCACCUGAGGGAAAAACCACCUUCAACGCAUACUCCAUCGACAACAUCCCCACAAGCCUAUUCUCCUCCAACGACAACGACGCAAGCCUCGGCAACAGCGGCAAGAACAUCGGCACAACCCCUCCAAUCUCGUUGUUGCUCAGAUCCACCGCCCAAAAGGCAGAAAGCCAGAGGUGUUCGAACAACAAUGGUGGGAAACAAUCCAAAGCCAGAAAGCCAAAGGUGUUCGGCAAAGGCAAAGUCACUCCCACUCAGAUCUCAUUCAUCGUCAACAGAUACCUCUACGACAACAACUUCUACUCCACUCGCUCCACCUUCAAAAACGAAGCCUCUUCCCUCAUCGCCAAUUCACCCAUUCACGAGGCACCGAAGAGUUUGUUGACUUUGGGUGAGAUGCUGGAUGAGUAUAUCUGCUUGAAGGAGCAGAAGGUGAUGUUGGAUCAAGAUCGGGUCGUUAUGGAGCAAGAGAAGAACCGGGUUCAGAUGCUGUUGCAAGGCAUGCAUAAUGUGAUGACUGCUUACAAUGCCAGUGGAAACCUCCCUGCACCUGCUGCAAAAUCAGCGGUUGUAGCGGUUCCUCAACCAACUUUUAGUUACAAAUCUCAUCCAGGGAAUCCUACUUCUGUGCAAAACAAAUUGAACACACCAUCAGUGCCUCAAUCUAGCAAUUCAAAUGCCGAGGGUGGAAACAUGUCGACAGUACCAACAGUGAAUGUAUCUGACAGAAAGAGAAAGGAUACUAAAACUGCGGAUGCUCCUCCCGCUGCUAAAAAAUCUCGUGGUAGAUCAUCCAGUAGGAAAAUCCCUGUCCAAGGUCAAAAUGCUCCUCAACAAUCUGAUAACGUUGUCAAUAAUACAAUUGUAGCUCAGCCUUCAGCCAUUCAGUCUUCAUCAGAGAACUGCAUACCCAGGCAAUCACAAGUUCAGGGAUCCAAUGUUGCUAAAUGCUUAUUCAACCAGUCUACACCAUCUGUUCCAAGUAAUUCACCGGUUCCAAAGACACCACCUAGAACAAAAUCUUCUCACAGUGAUACACAUGUAUCCCCUUCUGAGAUUUCUUCAGUUGCAACCGGUAAAUGUGCAGUUACACCCAGCCGUUGCACUGUAAAGCCUCCACCGACCAAAACCCGUUGAAUGACAGCGUCACCUGCUGCAGCGCGGGAAGCUCGAACAGCGCAAACGGAACGGCGCAGUUUAGCCUGUUGGAGCUCAAAUCCAGAACUUGCAAAUAGUUUAACCUUUUUAGAGGUGGAAAGCAUCUUGGAAGACUCGGGAAAUUCAACUUUUGCUGUGGGUAACUCUGCAUUGGCCUGUAACAGAGGUAGGCUUUUUCCUUUGAGUGCAUGCGUUGUUGACUACUUUGCUUCCUUUUUGAUAUACACGUGUUCGAGAGGA